Aplysia californica (California sea hare) is the source of this 10884-nucleotide messenger RNA. RefSeq lists its product as uncharacterized. NCBI's taxonomy places the organism in Eukaryota, Metazoa, Mollusca, Gastropoda, Aplysiida, Aplysiidae. The record is from RefSeq and is a predicted model, not a curated record. Gene Ontology annotation, cellular component: chromatin. Gene Ontology annotation, biological process: regulation of transcription by RNA polymerase II. Bases 35 to 5416 code for a protein of 1793 amino acids. The transcript is spliced from 4 exons.
ACUGCUGACUGGCUGACUGGCAGACACUGACAAAAUGGCUUCCAUCCGGCGGACUGACAUAAUGCACAAACGACUGUCGAAAGGGCGUCCCGCAAAGAACGAAAGAGACAGGAUAAUCAAACGCCAGGAAGCCUAUAAAUGGAGGGACGCUAGACGUGUGUAUUUGGCAGAUUCUUUCGAUCGGUGGAGGAAACUUAGAUCAACACUAAAACUCAAAGAUUCGAGCUUGGCAUGGCAUUUGAUGGAGGCUCACGAAAAAGGCCAGUGUGCAUCUUGCGCGAAAAGUCUUGCUUCCAAUGCUUCAAGCCAUACAGACAUCAGAAUGAAAUUUCCUGAAAAAAGUUUCUUGCCUGCACUGAUAGCGUCUAUCAGACAGCUCUGCCAUACACACUUCAGCUUUGAUGAAUGCAUAGAAAUAGUUGGUUUGCUUUGUUUAGAAGUAGAUAAGAAGAAAAAGGAGAACUUCAGUGUUAACGAACUUGUCAAAACUGGCAUAAAACCGGCUCUUCCAAGUUACAUAUCCAAGAGUCACUAUGGUGAUGCGAGUAGCAAUGUUGGUGUGGAUUCAAGUAAAACAUCUUCCAUGGGCUUGUCCACUGUUCCUCUGCUUACCCAGGAAGAAACAGAUUCACCAAAUUGUUGUUCUGAGAAAAUUAAAGCCACAGAGUUCAACAUGGGAUCAUCUCAUGUGUCAAUAGAAUCCAGAGAGGAUUGUCACAAUGAUCAACCACAAGAAAGUCUUACUGAUUGCACUGGCGAUCUCAAUGCUAGUGAAAUGGAAUAUGAGUCUGUUCAAGACUUAAGUUCAUUGUCAGCUGACUUGGAUACCAAAGAUUCAAUCUCUGCAGCUCAACUCGAAACGGAAACUUUUGAUAAGAAAGAUGUUAUUUGUAAUGGAUUAUCCUCUGAAACUUCUACACCGAAAAAUGAAGGGAGAGAAGGCUGUUUUGCUGGAUCACACCACAAUCUAGCGAGUAAUACAUCUGUGCAAAAUAAUGCAGUAGAUUCAUUUAUAAAUACUAGUACUAACUCAGAAUCUGAUCCAUCUUUUGAAAUUGAUGUUGAAAAUACAGACACAUCUCAAGAAAUUAGGGAUACUGAUGAUAAGAACAACAGUGAUUCUUUGAAUCAUAAUAAAGUUGUGUGUUCUAGUCUGGUGUCACAUUCACUUUCAUCUAGAGUGGGCGACUUAUCGGCCAAUGAUGAGUGUAUUGUUACGAAAUCUCCAGAAGAUACUUUGCCAGACAAAGCCUUUCAUCAUUCAUCCCAUAAUUUCACUGUAGGGAAUGUGGAGUUAUCAACCAACAGGAAAAAUUUGGAUGCAACACAAACAGAACAUUUUCAGUGCUAUGCAAACGACCUGAAGACUCAUGAAGUGGAGGAGAAACACCCUGUCCAAGAAGAAAGUCAAAGUAAAGAAGGGCCGCUAGAUAUGUCAGUGUGGCGACCUGAUAUCAAGCAUGAGGUGGGCAUGGAUCUCAAGCAUGAGGUUGGCAUGGAUCUCAAGCAUGAAGUUGGCAUGGAUCUGACAAGUGACAGGAUGCGAGUUACCAGUACUUCAGUCUGUUCAACUAGUUCGGAAAAAAGCAGCAGAGGAAAUUUUGAUUUCAACCUCCCAUCCAGUAAGAGGAAGCUGAAUGAAGCCUUCUGUUCUCCUCAUCCUGUUCAAAGCAAAUCCACCAAGCUCAAAGAGGAACAUCAUGUCAGCAUACCGUGGCAGAGAAGGGACAUGUCUCGGAAAGAAGAAUAUGAGUUUUUGGAAUUUAACCCUUUCUGUGACCUAGCUGAGUUCAGCCAGCGCUAUCCUCAUGUACACCAGCGUACAUAUUACCGAUGGAAAAGAAGAAUCAAAGAGGAGUACAUUAUUUUAGAGCAAUGUCCAGAAAUGAGCUUUCAGGAAUUUAGCAGUGUUGUGCUUCAGGCAAAGGAGUCAGUAUUUCAUUUAUGGAAGAGAAUGAUUUCUCAGGGUAAAGGGUUUUAUGCACCCUCUGACUCUUCAAAAAGACUUGAGGCUAAGAAUGUGCUACCUGCAAAAAGUAGUGAAUAUUCUGCCAUCCAAAAAAACCUGUCCAUGAGUUAUGAACUCUUCUCACAACAAUUCCCAGGAGUCUCUGUGGAGGUCUUCAACAGCCAUAAGCAGAAUGCUAUGCAAGAGUUUUGGAUGUUUUACCAGAAUCAGCACAUGAGUUACAAAGAUUUUUCAAAAAUUGUCUCUGUCACUGAGGAUGUUUUCAAAUCCUGGAAAGAGUAUGUUGAAGCUUUAAGACUGAGCUCUCUCUCACAGAAUAUGAAAAGUAAUUCUAAUCCCAGCUCUCCAAAUUCUCAAACUACUACAACUGCAUUUCAGUCAACAAGCAAGUCCAGUUCUGUUUCUUCAAAUGUGCAGUAUGAGACUUCAAAGGGCCUAUUUGGUUUAUUGGGUGGGAAUUCUGGGUCAAAGGAUCCACUUUCUACUACGGCUCACUCUCUGAAUCCCUCUUUGGCCGAUACAGUUGCGAGAAGCUUGUCAGCAAGCUACCUGGCAUCACUUCAGAAUAUGAUGUUCCCGUGGCAAAGUUAUUACGGUUUGACCUCCCCUUUGAAUCAGCAGAUGUUGCCAAUGAUGCUGUGGCCCAGCAUGAUGGGUCUCACAGGAGGCAUCGGCAGCCACCUUGGUCUUCUUCCUGGUCCACAACCAUCCAAACUGCCCAAAACUAGUCCCAUCCCCGGAGUGACUGCUGGUCCUGUUGGGAGCCUUGUGAAUCCUGCAGAGUCUGAUAAAGCUAAUAUAGCCACAGAUUUCCUGCCCAGCCAAACCCAUGAAGAGCAACAGGCAGGCGUGUCUAAAGACAUGCUUGACCAGACCAGAUGCAAUGUCUCUUUUGCCAGCAUAAGUGAGAGAAGACCAGAUCUGUCUCAUGACAGAGAUGAUGUAGAUGGUUCACAUUCUUGGAGUAGGUCGAGGAAACAAAAUAAGCAAGAGUACAUUUAUUAUUUGAAAAAUCCAGAAUUAUGUUUCAAAGAAUUACAAGGUUUAUUUCCCUUGAUUUCUUUAAGAACAUUUUACAGGUGGCGGAAAGAAAUCAAUGCUGCAUUUUUGUUACUGGAAGACAACAAGGACAUGACUUUUCAUCAGUUUCAGUUAGUUUUCCCAGACAUCCCUGAAUCUAUUUUUGAAUCUUGGAAAGACAAAGCUGCCAAAGGUAUGCCUAUGAAUUUUACUCGGGACAGUCAAACUGAUAUAACAUUGGGCAACCAUGAACUUGCUGGAACUUCGUCAGAAAAUGUAAUCAGUUCUGAAAAGUAUGGCGGUUUUAGUACAUCUCAACUUGAUGCAGAGCGAGAUUUGACAGAGGACUCAAAUCCAAAACCACCCUCGCCAAAGCUGUUUGAGUCUACAUAUUCAGAUGAAGGUGCACACAUCAGAAAAUACAAUAAAGAAGAAUACAUUUAUGUUCAGAGAAACCCAACCAUUGAUUUUGCAUCUUUUUCUAAGCUAUUUCCUGCCAUAUCUGUACGAAGCUUCUAUCGAUGGAAGAAGGAACUGAAAGAUGCAAUUGAUUACCUAAAGGAAAACCCUGAUAUUGAUUUUGAGGAGUAUCGAAAAAUAGACUAUACAAUUUCAGAAGAUGUUUUCAAUACCUGGAAAAGCCACGUCCACGAAGAUGAUUUUAGAAACACCUCAGAGAAUGCACUGUCUCCAUCUGUGAAAGAGAACAGAAAGCUGAAUGGCCCUGAGUAUUGGUUUCUCCAAAUGAACCCUUACACUGAGUUUUCGCAGUUCGCACGAACAUAUCCUGAGGUUCCAAAGAGAACUUUUUAUCGAUGGAAGAGAGAAAUCCAGCAGAUUAUGAGCUAUGUUCGCUCUCAACCUAAUGUCCAGUUCUCUGAAAUAUCAUCUGUCCUCCCUGAAGUGACCCAGGAUGCUUUUGCCAAAUGGAAGGAAAUUAUUGAACAUGAGACAAAAGUCAGCAUUAGCUCAAACUCUCUGAAAGAAGAAGAGUCUGCAGACAGUGUUCCAAAAAUUGAAGUUGAUGAACAAACAAAGUCUGAAAUGACCAAAGCCUUGCUCCACUUAAUGCAUCAUCCAACAAUUUGUUAUAGAGAAUUUAAAGAGAGCUUUCCAUUUGUUUCUGCUAAUACAUUUGAACUCUGGCUCAAUAGAAUACGAGCUGUUGUUGUCAAUAUUGCUUCAAGCCCUGGUGUUGAUUUUGAAACUUUUAGUGAAAGUAUUAAAGAUGUUGGUGAGGACAUUUUCAACAUAUGGAAAGGUUUAAGCAAAGAGGAUAUUGCUGCUAUGGAUUUUAGUCCUGAAGACUUUGACCGUCACCAAGAUUCAGAGUCUGAAGACCGGUCUACAGAUGUUCCCAACUUGAAAGCUAACCUGUCUUUCUCUGAAGCAUUUAAAUUUUGCCAAAAGUACCCUGAUAUUCAUUACUCUGGAUUUUCUCAAACUUACCCAGAUGUCUCAGAAGAAGUCUUUUCAGACUGGAUGGAGAAGAUAACACAAGCAAAACAAUUUACCUUAAGGCGUAGGCAACUCUCGUUCAGUGAAUUUUCAAGCAUUUUCCCUCACAUUACCGAAGAAGUAUUCAAAUCCUGGAAGGAAUGCUCAAACCCAAAGCCAGACAAUCAGACACAUCCAUCCCAGCAAACCUCCUCCCUGUCUUGCAUUGUACAAGAAGAGUUGAAGCCAUUUAAAAACCAAGAUGAUGAAGAGCGAAUAGAUUGUUACAAUACAAGUAGAGGGGAGAUUGUGUUUCCUGGGACUGAGCAGGCUUUGGAAAAACUGAAAUCCUUACACCCUCUUGAUAGUCGGGAGGAAUCUUCUCUCAGCAGACUGGCGAAGUUUGCAGAUUAUAGUGUUCGAAAGUAUUCAGAGGCAAAGGAAAUCUCGGCACCCUCGCUGAAUAUGACUGAAAGGGAUACUCAGUGCAAAGUUAACAAUAAUAACGUCGAUCGUCUUGAUACUUUGUCUAGUAUGGAAAACAUACUCAACGUGCCUGCCACUUCUUCUAGCUAUGAAACCCUGCCAGGCUCCACUGGCAGGCUAACACAUGGCUUACUCUCCGCAUCUGUUGAUGAUAUUACGGGGUCAGAGAGUAACUCAUUGUCUGCUCUUAUUGCCAUGUCCAAGGACAGGCCCCCGCGAACGACAGAUCAGCAGAUGCCAGUGAAAAGAGAUAAUGUGAGGAACGCUGCCACUCCUCCAUCAGGACCAGGGCAUUGGACUCUGUCAAAGUCCUCUGCCCUUAAGGAUGAAGAUGAAGCGUACUCUUCGCAACGUCAAAAGAAAAUGAGCCGUGCAGAGUACAUGUAUGUGAAAGACAAUCCUGAUGUUGAUUCGCAAGAGUUCUCUCGCAUUUUUCCUGGCGUAUCUGCCAGGACGUUUUACAGAUGGAAGAAAGAGAUCCGAGCCCAGUUACAGUUGGCUUGAAAAUACUUGUUACUUAUCUUUGUUGACAGUAGGGGAGUGUUUUCUCUCGUAGUUUGUAUUCAUUUUAAUGGACUUUAUUUUUGGUCUUAGGUUUUAUGUUUUUUUGUGAUAAUGAUGCAACUGCUGGUGACAACUUUAUCAUAGAGUCCAUGCUUAUACUGACCUUUUGAUGUAAAUGAUACAGCUGCAUUUUUCUUUGCAAUAUCAUCACCAGUCGUGUUCUGAGAAUCUUUACAUUACGAAAUAAUUUUUUUUAAUGGGAAGGUGCUAUCAGCUAUAUUGCACUGGUAGGCACAUGAUUUGAGGGUAUUGAAGUAUUUUACCAUUUCUGUGUAGACUGUUGAUUUUUGCAUAAAUACAUGCUGUUGUUACUAAGCCUCUGUUGGCAUGCUGAUUAUGUUACAUAAUGGCUUUGCUUUUGUUGUGACUUUUAUUGGUUCAUAUGUUUUUAUGGCCUUAGCAACCAAUCUGGAUUUUUAAAAAGAUUAUUGCCUGCUCUGAAUUAUGGUAUUCCCAGAGCAUGCAUUAACUCAGAAUGUUCCUAUACAUUUCUCAGCAUCUCCACAAACUUGUAAUAAAAAUUAAUUGACUAAGAAAUGUACAAUGUACAAAGAGACCAAAAACAUGCAGUAAAACUGUUUACAUUCAAGGAAAUGGUGGUGUGACUAGUCUUUAAGUCUCUCAGCAUUUGUUUUGUUUUUUUUUGUUUUUAGAGACAAAUGCAUGUAGCAAACUUGUCUUCUUUGAAUGUAUUUGGUAGAAAAGUUAAAUGAUGGACCAUUUUGAAUGUAAUUUUUAAAAACAUACUACUACGUGACAUAAUGAUAAUGUUUUACAGUCAUAAAUUUACUGUUGUUUUUAUUUCUGUUGUUAUACUUUCUUCAAAUUGUUACUAUAUGUGUACAAAGUGCAUAAAGGCCUGAAAGGACCAUAUGUUGAAUAGUUUCUAUUGCUGGCUUCCAAUUUUGAAAUAUAAGGAUGUUCUAGAUGUCCUUAGCUUGCUGCUGAGGAAAAUUAUGUGAUUGUAACCAAAACAAAUUUUUACAAAGUUUUAUGCUAAAAUGAUCUUAUUUGUUUUGACGUCAUCACUUUGUGGUGCUGUUUAACAAAACUUGGCAGUAUUUUUUGCCAACUGUUAUCUUCCAUUUGUUGUUGCAUGGAUUUUUGUAAGUUUGCAGUUGCCUGAAAUACUUUACAGUUCAAAGAGUUUCAGGUUUUGAUAGAAGUUAUUGUCUUCUUCCAAUAGAAUAUUGUUUAAGCUUUUGUUUUUUAGUGAUAAUGCAAUAGUUUUCAAAGUUGAUUGUGGACCAGACUUCACUUCGUGGGAACAAAGUUGGAAAACUGAUGAGCCAAUCAAAUGUGCCUUAUUUUUAUUUGUAGUGAAAUUUUUUUACGUUCAGUGGUUUUUACCAGCAGUUAAAUAUAUUCCAUGGAAUUGAUUAUGCAUAUUUAUUAUUACUGCUAAUAUGGAGAUCUAGUAUUUUUCUGAUAUGGUCUGCAGAACUGGCCAUAAUUUCAAGUUGUUUUGAUGAUGGCAUUGGAGAUGCAGCAAGAGAUCGUUUUUAGUUGGUAGCGUAUAAUAUGAAUGAAUGGACACAGGUUUGUCCUGCUCCCCCCCCCCCCCCCCCAACACACACACAUAUUUUUUUUUGUUGGGUUGUUGUUGUUUUUCACACCAAGGAAACAAUGGACCUUUGUUCACUUAUUAUUUAAAAUCCUUUUUAGAAAGUUCAAGCAUUUACCACUUAAAUAGAGCACAGAAACGUCAAAGCUAUAAAGAUUUUGGCUGUUUUGUUGGGGGUUUUUUAAAUACAGGUUAUUGUAGUUGAAAAAAAUUUCAUUUGUUACUAUUGUACUUAAAAUGAACUUCUUAGCGGCGUACUUUAAUGUAAUCCUAGACCAUUGUUUUUCUCUGUUGAGGGUCUGUUUAAGGUAGUGUCCAAUAAAGGUUGUAUUUUAUUGGGAUGGCCAGAAAUGGUGUGCAGUAUUCAUAUCAUGUUCUUUUUCUCACUGUAACAUAUUGAGUAUUUGAUUCAUUACAUUCAUAAUUUAAAAGUUCAGGAUAGCAUCUCAUAUGAUUAGUUCUCUUCCAUGUUCAAGAAUUAAAUUUGUGGAGCAAAAUGCAAAUAUAAAUAUAUACAGCUAUCAAUCAUGUGUGUGAAAAAUAUUGGACUUUGCUACCUUUUUGUUAUUUUGUCAGACUUGUGUGUUUGCGCACUGGUAUUUGAUUGUUUGCUACUACCCAAGCAGUAUCUUUUAAGUUCCUUUGAACUGAAGCCACAGAUAAGCAAUUCGCAAUAAUGUUAUAACCACAUUCUGAAUAGUCUAGUCAAGUCUUACAGCCUAGAUUUCCUAGAUCAGUGUGUGUAUACUUUCAGUUGUGAAACCUUUGUGCAAUGUUUGUUUGCUCUUCUCACCCUUUGUGUUUGCUUGAUGAUACAGACAAACUGAAUUUGCUGAUAUAAAAUUUUUUUUAGAAAGAUCUGUGUGGGAUGUCAGUCGUUCUUUUUAUUUCACCUUUUUCCCCUAUUUCAAAAAGCAGUUGUUUUGUAUUGUAGUCAUUUUUCUCCCUGAUAAUUUUCAAAAAUUGUGGUGCAUAUUAUAGUUGCCCCUCGGAGUAGUCCUGCCAGAAAAGUGUUCCAAACAUCGGGAAUUGAUGUAAAAUCUUUUAUGAUAUGUGGUUUGUAUUGCCAUCAUAUUGCAGUGAAUACUUUAGAAAAAGAAAAUUUUCAGGUAUUUUUCUGUUGAAAUAUUUUUAUUUCAGUAUUUGUAUUGUUUGUAUAACUUGCUUUGCACAUAUAUGAGACAAAAAUGGGAAAAUGUAUAAUUUGUUUCUGAACUUUGAUUCUAGAUAUUCUUGGAUCCCAAAGUAAUUGAUAUACAUGCUCUUUUUACUCGAACAUAUUUAGCCGUUGCUGCAGCCUAAAGUGAAACAAGUUUGCAUAAUUCAAAGCAUUAUAUUUUUAUUCUUUUCUUUUUUGGGUAGUCAAGUUUUGGGGGUUGGCUUUUGUGCACUAUAGAUGUUUUAAAUGUGGAACUGUUUCAGUUCCUUGGUUCCUAUGAUGAUUUGCAAUAAUUUCCCCGUUUUUUAAAUAAAAUGUAUAAACAAGACCGAAAACACCAUAUAAUAUGCAGGAUGUGGAAAUGCUUUGAAGCAUUAUUAGACAGGGUGUAAGAUUAUCUAUUCCACAGAUCAGGGGGAAAUAGCUAAUAAAUAGUAACAUGGGCAGAGAAAUGGUAACUACAAAUUUUGAUCACUCUGUCAAGUUGAAGUUAUGCACAGAAGUAAUGAGAGUAAUUAAAGUAUAAAUCAUAAAAAGUAGUGCGAGUAAAAGUAGAUGUACCAUGAGUGGCUUGGUUCUGCUUUUUUGGGUGAAGGUUGAAGGGUUUCUUGCAGAGUCUGAAGUAUCAUUCUUUAAUAAAUGUAUUUGCCCUAGUCUAUGCAACUUUUUUUUCCAGGUACUGCCAAUACACUCAUUUUGCUGUAAACAUAUAUUUGCUUGUUUGAAUGUCAUUUUAUUCCUCUUCCAAAGUACAUAUGCUAAUAUCUCUUGUUUUAGAGUAGCUGUCUUUUAUGUGGGGUUUUUGACCACUGAUUGUUUUCAACUAAUCUCUUUUUGUUUUAUCUAUGUUUACGUCUUGCAGGUAUUUACUAUUUAGGGUGUGCUAUGACAAAUUUUAACCAAAAAAAUUUUUCUUUUCAAACAUUGACCCUCUGGCCAGCUACAGGUAUUAUAAUGUAAUAAAAGAGAUAUUCUCACCUGUAUUAUUUGCUCAGGGCUGAAUACAUAAUAUUUAGGUUCUUCAAGCAAAGCUAACUGGUUAGCAGCUAUACAUAUUUUGUUACACCACCCUGGAAUAUAGUUCUCGUGGAAUCCAGUUAUGCUAUAUAUAUAUAAACUGUCAGAGCUGUAAAUUGCAUUCUUUCUUCAUUGUGGGCACUGUUUUGUGCAAGUUAGUUUGAUCAUAUGUGUGGAGUGGAUUGUCCCACUAUGAACUAGGGGAAACUCUUGCAAUUUGGUUUAAUUUUAGCUAUACUACCAUGCUUGCUGUUAUGUAUCAGUAGGGCCUACAUUUUUUUUUCUCCUGUUAUUGAUCUCAACUUUAUUUUUUGUUUUUGUAGACAGUGGAUUUAACUGAGGUGAAGUGUCUUUCUCUUCACUUUUAGGGUAAAUGGUUGUUCACUGUUAUUAUGUUGAUACAGUUGUUUUGAUGCUAAGUGUCUAUAAACAUAGAUGCCGUAAGUGUUGGUAUCUCCUUUUUGUAGCGUCAUUAAUAUGUCUGCUUUUUAGAAUUGGUUGUCUGUCAAUUCAGUCUUUCUGAAUGCUUUAUUCCUACUCUGAACAAAACAUGGGCCUGUUGUCAGAAUUUAAUCUCAAUCACAGCAGCUUAGUGCCUUAAUUUUUUUUGUGUUACCAAUUGCAUUGCCAAGCCGUCAGAACAAUUAUUGAUAAGACCAACUAGGAGAAUUUGCUACUAGUCUGACUGAAGUCUUUGUUGGUGGUUCCAUCUGAUUCAAUGAUGACAUAGUGUGCUCACAGUGAUGAGAAGGCAUGUUGCACCUCAGCCAGAAGUUUAAAGCUCUCUGGUGUCACAGCAUUAGUCUGUAGUUUGUACCAUGGAUGGUGAUGCUCAAAACAUCAGACUGAAGUACACGGAAAAAUAAAAACAGUUCGCUUGCUACUUAAUGUGGCGAUACAAUACUUGUCCCCUUCUGAAAAGCAGUAAUUUGGUUCUGUUAGUGUCACUGUGUCAUGAUACAGCAAUGGCAAAAAUACUUGACUGUUCAUGGCAACUACGUUGAGAAAGAAAUGGAAUGUUUUGCCAAUCAGCUGUGUAACUGUGUAUCUCCAUCAUGACAAAACUCUUUAUAUUAUAUUGAUAGCGAUUUUCUUAUUAAUUCUGGGACAGCCCUUGUAUACAUAAUCAUAAGUUUGAAGGUAGGGUAAAAAUCCGUGAGGCAUGUUUUAAAAAUUAAUUUCUAGUAAAAGUUCACUUGAAAAUGCUUUCCAGUGUGGUGUGUCGCCAUCUUGUGCACAUUCACUGAAGUCAUUAUUGCUACUUUAAAAAAAAACAUUUUUGGGGGGUCUUAUUUUCUUCAGUUUUUUUUCCCCAUCCCUACGUGUUACUGGUCUGGGUUUCCAAUGCUGAUUGUGCAUUAUUGUUCUUUUGUCAUUUUCUACAACUUAUUUUAACUUUUUCUAUCUGCAACUGUUGUGCAUUUAUGAUUAAUUUCACCAUUUUCUGGUGUUUACCGAAAAUAUUUGAAUGCAUCAAAUUGUCGUCAAGCUGCACUGUUUUGUUAUUCCGUCUUCAAAGUUCUAUUUAGCUUGAGAAUGUUUACACAGGUUCUUUUACGUCCUAUUACAAAAAUGAUGACAGAUUCGGAACUAUCUUAUCAAAAUAAAGCCCAAUAACUCGGGAGUGACUCUUUUUCUUGCUGUAUUUUGAAGAUCUCAAAAAAAAAA